UUGUUUAGAAGGUGAGAUUUAUCCAUUAUCCUUCGGUUACAGAUACAACCGAUUUUUGUAUUUUUUUUUUUUCAAAUUUAGGGUUUCCAUCAGCUUCAAUGUAGUCGGUGUUCAUAAUAGAUUUACGAGCAGCAGCCUUUUGUGUUCUUCUACAACUUAUGGUGACUCUGGCCGCUGUCGGAACCGUGAUUUCUGUGUCUAAUGGGUGGUGUCGAAAUACCCAAGUGGCUGAAAGGGUUGCCUUUGGCGCCGGAGUUUCGGCCGACUGAUACCGAAUUUGCCGAUCCGAUUGCUUACAUAUCUAAAAUUGAGAAGGAAGCUAGUGCUUUUGGGAUUUGUAAGAUUAUUCCUCCGUUUCCUAAGCCUUCCAAGAAAUAUGUCAUUAGUAACUUGAACAAAUCUCUUUCGAGAUCCUCUGAGUUAAGCCGUGACUUAAAUGCUUCAAGUGUCCGUUCUUCGUCCAAGUUGGGUUCUACAGAUGGUGCAAACGAGAGAGAGGUUAGGGCAGUUUUUACGACUAGACACCAGGAAUUGGGUCAGAGUGUUAGGAAAACGAAAGGGGUAGUUCAAAACCCGCAGUUUGGAGUUCACAAGCAAGUAUGGCAAAGUGGUGAGGUUUAUACAUUGGAGCAAUUCGAGUCCAAGUCGAAGGUUUUCGCUCGUAGUGUGUUAGGUGGGAUUAAGGAGCCAUCUCCUUUGGUUGUAGAAUCAUUGUUUUGGAAGGCAGCUACUGAGAAACCUAUUUAUGUGGAGUAUGCAAAUGAUGUGCCGGGAUCUGCUUUUGGAGAGCCAGAGGGUAAAUUUCGUUAUUUCCAUAGGAGGAGGAGGAAGAGGAACUAUUAUAAUCGUAAAGAACGGUCUUCUGAGCUUAAAAGUGGGGAAAUGGAAACUUUGACGGAGACCCUCGCUCGGGAUAGUCGAGGCACUUCCACCAGGGAUAAUCUGAAUACAAGUGCAGAGAUGUUGAAGCCAUCUACUUCCACGGUUUCCUCGGAGGAUGCUUCACACAACUCUAGAGGGAAGAGUUCAGAUUCAUGUAUUAAUAUGGAAGGGACGGCAGGCUGGAGGCUUUCGAAUAGCCCUUGGAACUUGCAAGUAAUUGCACGGUCACCUGGAUCGCUUACGCGUUACAUGCCUGAUGACAUUCCAGGUGUUACUUCUCCGAUGGUUUACAUUGGCAUGUUGUUCAGUUGGUUUGCUUGGCAUGUUGAAGAUCAUGAGCUGCAUAGUAUGAAUUUUCUUCACGUAGGCUCUCCAAAAACUUGGUAUUCCAUUCCUGGAGAUCAUGCAUUUGCUUUUGAGGAAGUUGUAAGAACUCAGGCUUAUGGUGGCAGUGUCGACCACCUAGCUGCUCUUACAUUACUGGGUGAGAAGACUUCUCUUCUAUCUCCCGAGACAGUGAUUGCAUCUGGUAUUCGUUGUUGCAGGUUAAUCCAGAAUCCAGGAGAAUUUGUCGUCACCUUUCCAAGGGCUUACCACGUUGGGUUCAGUCAUGGCUUUAACUGUGGGGAGGCAGCAAAUUUUGGAACUCCACAAUGGCUCAGCGUAGCCAAGGAUGCUGCGGUGCGCAGAGCUGCAAUGAAUUACCUUCCCAUGCUUUCUCAUCAGCAACUCCUAUACCUUUUAACGAUGUCCUUUGUCUCAAGAGUGCCGAGAUCCUUACUUCCAGGUGUUCGGAGUUCACGGCUUAGAGACCGGCAAAAGGAAGAGAGAGAAUUUAUGGUUAAGAAAGGGUUUGUUGAGGACAUUUUAAGAGAAAAUAAUAUGUUAUCUGUUCUUCUAGAAAAAGAAUCAAGUUGUCGAGCAGUGUUGUGGAAUCCAGACAUGCUUCCAUAUUUAAGUCAUUCUCAAGUGGCCAAUACAAAUUCUGCUGUUGCAACAUCUCCUAGAGAAAAUACUUCGUGCAAUCAUAUUGAAAGUCUUGAUCGUAAUGACAAGAAUGUGCAGAAUUUCAUUGAUGAGAUGGCCUUGGAUUUAGAAAGUAUGAAUGAUAUUUACUUGGACAGUGAUGAUUUGUCAUGUGACUUCCAAGUAGAUUCCGGGACACUGGCAUGUGUAGCCUGUGGUAUUCUCGGGUUUCCAUUUAUGUCUGUCGUUCAGCCGUCAGAGAAGGCAUCAAGGGAACUUUCUGGCGAUCACCUGUCUACUCAUAAAAGGGGAGGUGUUCUUGGAUCGAAGGAUGUUCAUUGCUCUCCUCACUUUGAUGGCACUCAUCCUGAAGAUUCCACUUCUGUACCUGAUGUUAAUUGCCUCUCAAAGGAUCCUUCAGUAGGAUCAGUUCCCAAGUUCGACAAGGGAUGGAACACGUUUAGUAAAUUUCUGAGACCUCGAAGUUUUUGCUUGCUGCAUGCUGUGGACACAGUAGAGUUACUGCAGAAGAAAGGUGGAGCGAAUAUACUUGUUAUUUGCCAUUCAGAUUAUCAUAAAAUAAAGGCAAAUGCAGUGGCAAUAGCAGAGGAAAUUGGGCACAAUUUUGUUUACAAUGAGGUCCGAUUGGAUAUUGCGUCUGAGGAGGAUCUGGGGUUAAUAGAUCUUGCCGUUGAUGAAGAACGCGAUGAGUGUCGAGAAGACUGGACCUCGAGAUUAGGAAUCAACUUGCGGCACUGUGUCAAAGUUAGAAAAAGCUCCCCAACAAAGCAAGUUCAGCACGCAUUGGCAUUGGGUGGCUUGUUCCUCAACAGAGACCAUGGCUUCGAUCUCUCGAAUCUCAAUUGGCCAGCUAAAAGGUCACGCUCGAAGAAGAUAAAUCAUCUGCAGCAUAGCAAACGAUUCCAAAGCAUGCAUAUGCAUCUUAAGGAGGAAGUUUCGGGGGAAAAGUCCGAUUCUAGAAUAGCAAAACAACAAGAAAAGUUUUUCCAAUACUACAGAAGGAACAAGAAAUCAGGGAAUUCUACAGGCGUCAGUUCUGUUACUCAGCCGGCUAGUAGUGGAGAUUCAAGUGACCUUUGUAAUGACAGGAGUUUCAGAAGCAAUGCAUCAGAGUUGGCGAUUCCUGAUCCAACUGGGACGACCGAUCAGCAGGAUGCAGUGCUUCAAGAUUGUGGAAAUACAAACUCCAUCUCUACUGUUGGUAGGAUGACAGAGCCCCAAAUGGAAAAUUGUUUGCCAGAAGAAGCUUAUAUUGAUGGUGAGUUACCCGUGGAUGACUCUGGGAUGCAGCAGUAUAUCACGGCCGCAUUAGACACAAGUGAACCAAAUAAAAACGCUGUAUUACCCAGCUGCACUGUUGGCCCACUUGUCAAUGCCAUCAAUGAAUCUUUUGAACUUCCACAAGAUCAAGAGCUUCUUGAAAGUCGCAAUAAAACAGAUCAGGAAUGUGAUAUUGCUUCGGAGGAGCAAUCACAUGCCCCGGCUGGUGUGUGCUCGGAUGAAGUUAAUCUUGCCGAGUCCACAGGUUUACAUUGUUCCAUCGUUCUUGAGAGUUCGAAAGUGGUGCUUGACAGUGAAGAUGUGAAGAAUUCGAGUAGUGAAGCUUGUGAUGGCAUGACUAGGGAUGAAACUGCGAUUGCUGACGGAAUAAAAGGUAUGGAUGAAGAUUCUUGUAGUUUAAUCCCAAUAAAGCUGCAGCUUUGUCCAGAUACUGAAGGUCACAGCCAGUUUGGUCACUUAGAUGAUAGAACAAAUACUGGAACACCAGAUGCUGCUACUUCUAACUUGAGAGAUAGGACUUCUGAAGUUUCAAGGAUGGCUUGCGAAGGCCCCGAUUUAUGUAAUGCUGCGACAUCAGAUGGUUUACUAAAUAAUCUUCAGACGUUCGAUGCAGAUGUUGAAACUCGGUCUGUUUCUGGCGUCGAGGUUCAACUGAAAGCUCAACUAUCCUCUUGUUUAGCAGAUGAAAAAUCCAUUAAAAAUCUUGGUAGCCAGGAAGAUGUAGACAACCUUUCUGAUGCUUUGAUGUCAAGUACUGGGGUCCAGAAUGAGACGCCUACUGAACCUAGAAUCCCGAUGGACAAACCUGGUUUCAAGUCUUGCAUACUAGGGGAAAGCCCCAUGGAUGUCGAAACUGGCGGAGAGGCCUCGGAUAGAAAAAACUUGACUGGUGGAAAGGCUCCAGGUAUUGACAGUCCUCUGACACAAUCGAAGACCCGUGAUGCUACGGAAAUUUGUUCUUUAAAGCACAAGCCUAGUUCAGAUGUGGAAAAGCGAAGAAAACGGAAGAGACAUGACGAGCUUAGAAUCGAAAAUGAGCUUAGUUCCUUCGAUUUUAUACGAAGUCCAUGUGAAGGGUUGAGGCCAAGGGCUAUUAAGAAUUUAACUCAUCAAAGGGAUAUUGAUGUCAAUAUAUCAGUACAGGAGAAACCAGAGAGCAAGAGAGUGAGAAAACCGUCUGACAACGUUUCUCCAAAGCCUAAGAAAGGAAUUAGAAGAAAAGGGUCUUAUAAAUGUGACCUAGAAGGCUGCCGCAUGAGUUUUGAGACAAAGGUUGAACUAGCCUUGCACAAACGCAACCAGUGCCCACAUGAAGGAUGUGGAAAGAGGUUCAGCUCCCACAAAUACGCAAUGCUUCACCAACGUGUGCAUGACGACGACCGACCUCUGAAGUGUCCAUGGAAAGGUUGUUCCAUGUCAUUCAAAUGGGCGUGGGCUAGGACCGAGCAUAUUCGUGUGCACACAGGGGAGCGACCAUACAAGUGCAAGGUAGAAGGCUGUGGCCUGUCUUUCAGGUUUGUAUCAGAUUAUAGUCGACAUAGACGAAAAACAGGGCAUUACGUCGACCAACCCACCUGAAAAUUCUUUGGGCUAGGUUAAUUCCAUAGAAGCAAAUGGGAUAUAUCUGUAGUACUCAAGAAAGGGCUGAAGAAGCUCAAUGUAGUGUUGUACUUCUAAACUUAGGUUCACUGAUAGUCGUGUAGUGAUAUUAAACUUAUUUAUUCAGAGAUUUGUAUAGCUUGCUAAAGUAAACUGAUGGAUAUCUCUGUGGCUAGAAUGGAAGCACAGACCAAAAGGGGGCCUGGCUGCUUGGGAAAUCUGGAAUUAAAACUGUAUCAUCCUUUAGAACUGCAUCAAAUCUCCUUUUGUUGCAGAUGUGGAGAGAAUUUGUUUCUCGUAAAGGGAGUCCCGACCUUUCUUCUA
This is a messenger RNA of Cucurbita pepo subsp. pepo (vegetable marrow), 5073 nucleotides long. RefSeq names its product Zinc finger (C2H2 type) family protein / transcription factor jumonji (jmj) family protein (gene ELF6). Gene Ontology annotation, molecular function: histone H3K4me/H3K4me2/H3K4me3 demethylase activity. Gene Ontology annotation, biological process: regulation of gene expression; chromatin remodeling. The record is from RefSeq and is a predicted model, not a curated record. Lineage: Eukaryota; Viridiplantae; Streptophyta; Magnoliopsida; Cucurbitales; Cucurbitaceae. Gene Ontology annotation, cellular component: nucleus; chromatin.